Molecule: messenger RNA, 561 nt
Organism: Exophiala aquamarina CBS 119918
Lineage: Eukaryota; Fungi; Ascomycota; Eurotiomycetes; Chaetothyriales; Herpotrichiellaceae
Exons: 1
Coding region: 117-317 (66 amino acids)
Source: RefSeq, a predicted model, not a curated record
UUGCUUAGGGACAAGGUCGUGCAAAUCACUAGCGGUGACCCUAGGAUUGACAGAUCUGUAGCCAUCCAAACAGAAAUCACAUUCGUCUACUUACCCGAAGAGAAGGAAGAGGUACCAUGAAAAAAAAGACAUAUUGCGAAAGAAGGGCUACAAGCUCGGAACGUGACGCUGGAAUUCACAAGGAUGAAAACUGCAAGAUGGCCAUCGACUCCUAUAUGCUGAAAUUUGGCAAGCUGUCCGUAUUGGUGAACAACUCUCCUAAGGAGGCAUCAGGAAUCUUGCCAGGGUCUCAAGAACAUCAAUCUGGACACCGCUGAGCAGACAUUUCGGACCCCAAUUUUGAGCGAGCACGUUUGCUGUGACUAAGUAUGUAUUGCCACAUAUAAAGCGUGCUUCACUAAUUAUCAAUUCUACUUGAACAUGGGGAAUUCUCACCUUUUUGACUAUAGCUCAUCCAAUGGUGUGAUCGCGUCAUUCACAGUCGAUUUUGCUCUAUAAAAAGUGCCCAAGGGUAUCAAAGUCAUCAACGUAGCUCUAGAAAUCAUCUGGACGCCGCUUUAA